CUACCCUUUUUCCCGCUUCGUUUGUGGUCUGCUCCCUUAUCCCCUACAGCACCACCGCGCAUCAUGUCGAAGCCCGACUGGAUUGAGAUCGGCCUGCCGACUCUCGAUCGCCCCUUCGGUCUCGCAGCAUGGCCCAUCUUCGAGAAGGCCUACGAAUCCAUCAUGGGAUACAAGCCCCAGGAUUUCCGCUUCGUUCCCGGCGAGACAACCCUCUCUACGUUCAAGAUGUGCACCGCCUUCCUCAUCGCCUAUUACAUUAUAAUAUUUGGGGGUCGGGAAGUGAUGAGGAACCGCGAGCCGCUGCAGCUCAACUUCCUCUUCAAGCUGCACAACUUCUACCUUACGGCUAUUAGUUUCAUCUUGUUGGUGUUGUUCGCUGAGCAGAUUAUACCAACCGUGGCUCGUCAUGGCAUUUUCUUCGCGGUUUGCGAUCACGCUGGCGGAUGGACGGACAAGAUGGUCAUCCUCUAUUACCUCAAUUACCUGACCAAAUUUUUGGAGCUUCUUGAUACCUGCUUCCUGUUCUUGAAGAAGAAGCCAUUGACUUUCCUCCACACAUACCACCAUGGCGCCACAGCUCUUCUCUGCUACACCCAGCUCAUCGGCCACACAUCCGUUUCCUGGGUCGUCAUUACCCUAAACCUAGCUGUUCACUGCGUCAUGUAUUGGUACUACUUUCAGAGCGCGCGCGGUAUCCGCAUCUGGUGGAAGAAGUACAUUACCAUCAUGCAGAUCACCCAGUUCAUCCUCGAUCUCGGCUUUGUCUACUUCGCUUCCUACACGUAUUUCACCAGCACAUACUGGCCUCACAUGCCUAACGCUGGUCAAUGUGCAGGCGAGGAGUUUGCCGCCAUCGCUGGAAUUUGCAUCCUCUCGUCGUACCUUGUUCUUUUCAUCCUGUUCUACUUCGCCACAUACAAGAAGCCAGUUCCCAAGGGUCGUCGUAGGGCUACGAGUGCCUUGGUAGAGAUGAAAGACGAGAAGGUUCCUACGGUCGGAGAAGCGCGCCGUAGACUAUCGCAGGGUGCCCAUGCACUUGCCAGUGCCCAGACCACAGGCGCGGCCACCACCCCCAAUGGACGCGCCACUCGCUCCCGCAAAGCUUAA
This is a messenger RNA of Periconia digitata, 1107 nucleotides long. The record is from the annotation of a GenBank genome assembly. Lineage: Eukaryota; Fungi; Ascomycota; Dothideomycetes; Pleosporales; Periconiaceae.